Molecule: messenger RNA, 1158 nt
Organism: Spea bombifrons (plains spadefoot toad)
Lineage: Eukaryota; Metazoa; Chordata; Amphibia; Anura; Pelobatidae
Gene: PDPN
Product: podoplanin
Exons: 5
Coding region: 101-481 (126 amino acids)
Biological process (GO): lung development; regulation of substrate adhesion-dependent cell spreading; cell morphogenesis
Cellular component (GO): apical plasma membrane; filopodium; lamellipodium
Molecular function (GO): signaling receptor binding; protein-folding chaperone binding; chemokine binding
Source: RefSeq, a predicted model, not a curated record
UCCAGUCGGGAAUGACUCUGCAUCUAUAACUGAUUGAAAAAUACUUUAUCGGGGGCGCCGUACAUUUCUCGGAGUAGAAGACGUCUUCUGGAGAAGCAAAAUGUUCGCGUUACACCUUCUUCUUUCUCUGCUGAUGGGUCUGGCCGUGGCCCAGGAAGCUACAGUGCUGCCAGUCACAGAAGACGCUGGAACGUUGGACGUCACGGAAAAGACUUUCAUUCAUUCUACCGACCCGCAGACCCAGGCUUCCACGGCUGAAAUAAACGUUACUGAAUUCAUUGGCGUAACAGAGAGUUCAUCUUUGGAAAGAGCGACUCUGAGUUUGGGAAACGACAAUUCAACCGAUAUCGUAGUUACAGAAGAUCCCGAAGGUCUGGGAUUAGCAACGCUUGUGGGAAUUGUGGCUGGCGUCAUAACACUUAUUGGAAUAAGUGCCAUUAUUAUUAUCGUAAUUGUGAGAAAAAUGGGAAGAUAUUCGUAAACCCGGAAAUUGAAGGAAUUCGUGAUGAAGAACAGAAAAAAAAAAUUUAUUACAUUGAAAACAGUUAAUGGUAAAUUCUGGGCAAAAGGAAACAUCCAAUACAAAUAUAACAUAAAUGGAAGAUAUUAACUCCAAGAACACACAGGGACGAGUAUGCAAAUGUAUCCAUUUCCAUGGGGUAAAAUAUGGGAUAAUAUUCUAGUUAUUGGGUGAUAUGUACAGGAAAAAUAAGAUUUUUUUUUCUUUAGCCAUGCCAUAAAGGUGUGUAUGUAAAUAAUAUGUACAGCAUUUAGUACAUGUGCUACAUGUAUACAUCUACAGCGGAAGGUCCCACUGCAACGCAAAAUAUUAAAACCAUAACUGUUUUUUUUAUUUUAUUUUUUAACCAGAGCAUAAAAUUUUAACAUGAAGCUAUCAAACUCAUACAUUAACCCUAUAGGUGCGCUCUUACGCAGGUCUGGGACACCUAUGCGUUUCUCUUGUGUUUUUAUUGAACAAUCAUGCCCCCUGCUGGCCUGAAAUGAUACUGCGUUCAAUAGAUACGCGGGAAGCCCGGCUCCGCCACGCCAAUGAAUGUUAUUAUUAAAAAUGGAAGCUUCAUUGUGUAGUUAAAACAGAUUUUUUAUUUGCUGAUAAAAUGAUACAAGUCACUGCAAAUUAGACAUUUUUCAAGUUAA